Molecule: messenger RNA, 2011 nt
Organism: Oppia nitens
Lineage: Eukaryota; Metazoa; Arthropoda; Arachnida; Sarcoptiformes; Oppiidae
Product: agrin-like
Exons: 19
Coding region: 1-1998 (665 amino acids)
Biological process (GO): multicellular organism development; cell differentiation
Molecular function (GO): protein binding
Source: RefSeq, a predicted model, not a curated record
AUGUCGAAACACAGUCAACGACGACAACUCCGGCGAAUAAACGACAAACGCUUUCAAUUUGCCAACAAAGAGAUUGACAUCAAAAUACAUUCCAGAAGAGUGUCGUCGAAGCCGUCUCUUUUCAAUUCAAUUUGUGAGACAACUCAUUGUGCUUACGGCGCUCACUGUCGUGUCGAUGAAUACAGUCAACAGCCUUAUUGUCGUUGCGAAGACACGUGCGAUCAUCACUUGGCCAACAAUCCUGUUUGUGGAUCUGAUGGUAACUCUUAUGCCAACGAAUGUCUUUUACGGAUGGCUUCGUGUUCGACACAAACAGAUAUUUUGGUGCAAACGAGUGGUCUCUGCACUGGUAGGUCUCUAUCACACAAUCGUCUCUCGAGACUAGAAAAGCAUUUUUGUGGAACUGAUAACAACUCUUAUGCCUCUGAAUGUCAUUUGCGACGACAGCAAUGCCUCGAAAAGUCCAACAUUGGUAUCAAACACGAAGGUUUAUGUUCACCAAUGACUUCUUCACUCUGCUUUCAUCGCAAAUGUCACGAAUACUCCGAAUGUGUUGUUAUUGAUUCGCAGCCAAUCUGUCAGUGUCUUCACUGUUCAACAAUAGAAUCAGAAAACAACAGAAUCUGUGCCACCGAUGGUAUCACUUAUGAAAACGAGUGUGAAAUGCGUCGACACGCGUGUCUCUCGGGACUCAACCUUCGGAUCUUGCAUUCGGGAAUUUGCGAACAUAAAUGUCAUGAUUGUCAUUACGGCGAGUGUCGGCUCAACAAACACAAUGUUGCCGAAUGCGUCUGUCCUCAGGUCUGCCUUCGAGACGAUCAGAGCGUUUGUGGUGAUAACGGAAUCACUUAUGAGAACAAGUGUUCGCUUCAAGUCGUGUCCUGUCGUUCGGGGAUUGCCUUAAAAAUCAAAUUCAAUGGCAGUUGUGAUCCAUGUCAAGACAUCAAAUGCCGAUUCGGUGCCAAAUGUCAAGAUGGCGAGUGUCAAUGUGUGACCAACUGUCCGGAAGACGCCUUUGAACCAAUUUGUGCCAACGACGGAAACACCUACAACAACGAGUGCCAACUGCGUCGCAGUGCUUGUCUUCAUCAACGGGAACUCAUAGCUCUUUUUUACGGACAGUGCGAAGAUGAUGGAGGCGACAGAGAUGACGGAUCUGCAGCUCUCAGUUUAUCCGACUUUUCAUCACUCAAUCGCUGUCCAAAAGAGUGUUUGUUUGGCGCCGAAUGCAAACUCGAUGCCAAUGGAAAGGCAUUUUGCGCGUGCAUUAUUAAUUGUUGGCAAAAACGAAAUACAACUCAACAACGAGUUUGUGGAACUGAUAGUCGUGUCUAUGAAAGUGAGUGUCACUUAAAGGCCGAAAGUUGUCGUCUUCAGAAGUCAAUCGCUGUUCGCCAGUGCUCUGAAAACAACCUAAAAAAGAGUAAACAAUGCGUUUGUAACAAAUAUGGAUCGCUUUCACCGCAUGUCUGCCAUUCGGGAAAUGGUCGCUGUUUUUGCAGAAAAGGUGUUGGCGGCCGCUUCUGUGAUCGUUGUGAACCAGGAUUCUGGAGUUUCAAACAAAAAGGUUCUCAAUUGGGAUGUCUGGAGUGUAAUUGCAAUGCCAUGGGAUCCGUUCGACUGGAUUGCGAACAAACAACAGGUCGUUGUGUAUGCAAACCGGGAAUCUAUGGAACCAAAUGUGAUGUUUGUCACGAAGGCCUAAUUCUUCAGCCUGAAGGUUGUACAGACAGUGCGAUUGUUGUUUCGUCUCAUUUAUCGUGUGAACAACGAGUUUGUCGUUUUGGAUCAAAAUGUAAACAAAGAGACGGAAAAUCGCUUUGUGUUUGUACUGAAGAUUGCAUUCAAACAUCAAUUAAUCAAGAAAUGCCUUCCGUUUGCGGUUCCGAUGGAUCAACUUAUGUGUCGGAGUGUAUGCUUAGGAGAGCGUCGUGUCGACAACAGCGCGAAAUUAGAGUUAUUGAGGAAACAAAUUGCAGAAGAAGUGAAUCUUUAUGAUUUCAUUUCAGAG